Pichia membranifaciens NRRL Y-2026 is the source of this 1139-nucleotide messenger RNA. RefSeq lists its product as hypothetical. The transcript has a single exon. Bases 145 to 945 code for a protein of 266 amino acids. Lineage: Eukaryota; Fungi; Ascomycota; Pichiomycetes; Pichiales; Pichiaceae. The record is from RefSeq and is a predicted model, not a curated record.
CGACAAGUCUAGACCUUUUUUUAGAUAGAUCAUUGAUAUAAAUAGAAGACGUUUAUCCACUCAAAAAAUGUUUAUGCUUAUGCCAAUUCGGAUGUCUUUCCUACUUUACGCUAGAAACAGGGUUGACAAACAGAUAUAUCAACUAUGCUGUACAAAAUAAGAGACUGGGAUAAAGUUGCAUGCUGCAUAAACACACAUCCAUUAAUUUUUGAAAAACCAAUUUAUCCGGAGGUGAUCCGGAGUAGUUUGACAAAUACACUCAGUCGUGAGAACUUGGAAAAGUUCUUGGAGAUAUGUGAUUUGAGCGGUACCAGGAAACAAACGAAUCGCCAAUUGUACUGGGAACAAAUUAGGAAAGAGAUUGCUGAUGAUUACGAUCUAAAAUUUUGGGAGUGGUUUAGAGGCAGGAAGUAUGCUGAUUCCAUUGUCGAUGACUACAUCGAUAGACAUGAGUUGAUGAAGGAAGGUCAAUACCCAAUCUGGCGAAAGCCUAUCGUUUGGCGAGUGCCAACACAGACUUUCCGAUGGAAGUACAACGAGGUAUACAGAUGUCUAGAAUGCAUCAAUGAGGCGGUUUUGAACGAACUGGCAAAAAAAUGCGAUAUAUUAGUGUGUGGAAAUACAGUCCAUACACAGUAUGUUAUUCUCGGGCAUCCUGAUGCAAGACCCGUUUAUCCUGUUGAGGAUACUGGUCCGAGUUUGAUGCCGCAAAUCAUAGGCAGGCCCAGCCCCGAGUUUUUGGAGAAGUAUCCGAAGUAUCACUAUGUCAAGUACGACUUGGAGGCUGUUCACUACAACGCUUUCAAGCCAGCGGAGCCGCUCUAUAUGACACCAGAGGACGAAAAAAGGAAGAUGACGUUUGAAGACAGAUUACUUUUUGGAAGCUUUCGCAAAUGUAGCAGCUCCAACAAUAUGUGUCACUUUGCCGAACAGGUUUUAGCAUGACCGCUCGUCACUCCUCAGCUUUAUGUGUAACGAUUUAACUGCAAUGAGAACUGUGGAAAAGCCCACGCGAAAAUUGAUGACAUGAAUGCAAACAGAAUUUCCCUUUUGGGCAACUCAUUUGAUUACAGAUUUUGAGUUGCGUUUCCAGAUUCCAUGUGUUCUGUAUACGUGAAAAUGUAUAAGAUACAACCAGA